AUGAUGAAUCCAACUUGUACCGGGACAUCUGUCAUAGCCCUGCAGUAUGAUCGAGGAGUUGUGUUAAUGACUGAUCGUGUGGUUUCGUACGGUAAAACCGCUCGAUACAAGAAUGUUUCUCGUCAAUACAAAGUGAACAACAGUAUUAUUGUUGCAUUCGGAGGGGAUCAUGCUGACUUCCAAUGGUUACAAAAUGUUAUUGAACGUCAGGUACUCACAUGGAAAAUGAUUGGCCAAGACCUUUCUCCGAAAGCUUUGCAUGGGUACUUAACAAGCCUAAUGUAUGCUCGCCGUACAAGAAUGAAUCCAUUAUGGAAUACGCUGAUUGUGGCUGGCAUAGAAGAUGAAGAGAAAAACAACAAAGAAACAAGCACCCCCUCAUCAAAGAGCCGAUCUGACCCAAUGAAGUCAAAAUUCAAAUGUCUUGACCCAAUGGUCCAAAUGUGGAUGAGCAGUAGGAGCGACGCCCGAAAACAAACAUCUUGA
This is a messenger RNA of Strongylus vulgaris, 486 nucleotides long. The record is from the annotation of a GenBank genome assembly. Lineage: Eukaryota; Metazoa; Nematoda; Chromadorea; Rhabditida; Strongylidae.